Messenger RNA from Argentina anserina (silverweed cinquefoil), 1103 nucleotides. Its product is annotated as 40S ribosomal protein Sa-2-like. The record is from RefSeq and is a predicted model, not a curated record. Gene Ontology annotation, molecular function: structural constituent of ribosome. The transcript is spliced from 6 exons. NCBI's taxonomy places the organism in Eukaryota, Viridiplantae, Streptophyta, Magnoliopsida, Rosales, Rosaceae. The coding region runs from base 19 to 915 and encodes 298 amino acids. Gene Ontology annotation, cellular component: cytosolic small ribosomal subunit; 90S preribosome; ribosome. Gene Ontology annotation, biological process: ribosomal small subunit assembly; cytoplasmic translation.
ACCACCACCACCACCACCAUGGCGACGACCACUGCCGCUCCUCCACGUCAGCUCUCCCAGAAGGAGGCUGACAUCCAGAUGAUGUUGGCGGCCGAGGUCCACCUCGGAACCAAGAACUGCGACUUCCAGAUGGAGAGAUACGUCUUCAAGCGCCGCAACGACGGUAUUUACAUUAUCAACCUUGGGAAGACAUGGGAAAAGCUCCAGCUUGCUGCGAGGGUUAUUGUUGCUAUUGAGAACCCGAAGGACAUCAUUGUGCAGUCUGCACGGCCUUACGGACAGAGGGCUGUCUUGAAAUUUGCUCAGCACACUGGUGUUAAUGCCAUUGCUGGAAGGCAUACUCCUGGUACAUUUACCAAUCAGCUCCAGACUUCUUUCAAUGAGCCCCGCCUUCUCAUUUUGACUGACCCAAGGACUGAUCACCAGCCAAUUAAGGAAGCUGCUCUUGGGAAUAUCCCGACUAUUGCCUUCUGUGAUACUGACUCCCCCAUGCGGUAUGUUGACAUUGGCAUUCCAGCCAACAACAAGGGUAAACACAGUAUUGGAUGCCUUUUCUGGUUGCUAGCAAGAAUGGUUCUGCAGAUGCGUGGUUCCCUUAGGCCAGGCCAUAAAUGGGAUGUCAUGGUUGAUUUGUUCUUCUACAGAGAACCUGAGGAGGCCAAGCCACAAGAGGAGGAAGAUGCAGUCCAAGCUCCAGAGUACAUUGCAGAUUAUUCUGCCGCUCUUGGCGGCGAUCAAUGGCCUGCCCAAAUUGCUGAUGCUUCAUGGUCUGCAGAUGCGGCGGCCCCAGCUGUUGCUAUUCCAGCACCUGCUGCUGGAUGGACUGAAGGACAAGAAGGCUGGGAUGCUGCAGCCCCUCCACCAGCUGCUGCCGUUGAGGGUGGUGCUUCUGUAGUUGCCACUGGUUGGGAUUAAGGAGAUUUUGCUAGUAUCAUCAGUGUUGAAGCUUGUAUGGAACUAGAGUAAUUUCUUUCCUUUUUGGGUUCGUUAAAGUUUUCAGAUGAUGGAUCAACUGUUCCUGAGACAAUUAAGUUCUAGAUUCAGUGUUCUCGGAGAUUUUGAGAGAGUUAUCUCGAGUGAUUUAAUGUUUUAUAUAUUCUACU